AUGUACCUUGCACCCAAUGAGGUCCGAGAUAUCUACUCCAAGAAGUUCCCUGAGUUGGAGUCCAUCGUGACCAGCCCAUUGGAUUAUCUGCAGGUGGUGCAGCGAAUUGGAAACACCAAGGAUCUCACAACCAUCGAUUUCUCAGAUAUCUUGCCGAACACUGCAGUCAUGGCCAUCACUGUUACGGCCUCCAUGACCGCAGGGACCCAACUUCCAAGGCAGGAGCUGGACAAAAUGCUGGUGGGCUGCGACGAAGCUUUCUUGCUCAAUGACUGCAAGCGAGACGUCCUGCUGUACUUGGAGAGUCGAAUGUCCGGCCUUGCGCCAAACUUGUCAGCCUUGCUGGGUGCUGCGCUGGCCGCCAAGCUGAUUACUGCGGCGGGCGGUCUUCUCAACUUGGCCCGCAUGCCAGCGCAAAACAUCAUCCUGGUGGGCUCGCAAAAGAAGUCUCUGUUAGGUAUGGGCUCAGGAGCAUACAGUACACAAGGUAUCAUUUUCUUGAGCGACCUCAUUGUGAGUACUCCCAUGGAGUUCCGCAACCGAGCUGUGAAACUGGUGGCUGGAAAGUGUGGCCUGGCAGCGCGCGUGGACUCCUUCCACGAGUCGCCACUAGGACAGGUGGGCACGCAGCUUCGAGAGAAGAUCCUACAAUCUUUGGCCAAGGCGCAGGAGCCUCCACCAGCCAAGCAGAAGAAGACCCUGCCGCCUCCGGAAGAUCGACCGCGAGCCAAGCGCGGUGGCAAGAGGCCAGCUUCGAUGGAAGAAAUAGAUGGAUCUUCCUUGACAUUUGCCAUGGCUAUGUCGCUGCUGUCGUUGCUGGCUGCCGUUGCUGUGCCGCUGAUCGCGGUGUACACCGCCUGGCGUUUGGCCACCAGUUUACCCAAUGCCUCCAUUUGUCUCUUCGAACGGCACCAACGCCUAGGUGGUCGGAUCGCUUCCGUUCGUGGCUUGGGACCCAAGAAGGCGCCGGGUCUCGCGGUUCGGGGAUCAAGAGAUGUGGGCGUCUUGGCAUUCCUGGAACUCCAGGAUUUGGUGGUUGAAGGUGGUGCUUACCGCUUUGUCCCCGUGCCGGAGUGCAACGAGUUUGGUCUCCCGGGACAGCGCGUCACCAAGUGCGAGUGGACGCCGUUGACGGCGCACUUGGUGAAGGAUGCACUGAAACUGAAGACCAAGCUCUAUGAUCCCUUUCCAGGUGAUCAUUCCAAGAUGGAGAAAAUCGUCGACGCCUCCGGGCACAACGCGGGCUACGCCACCUUCGUCGAGCUCAUGGCGCAGCAGGCGGAGGACCUGAAACGUCUCAAGAUCUUCCUUGGCCACGAGGUGGUAGGCCUUCGUCGUUCCGAACGUGACACCAGUGGGGGCGUGGUCCUGUCCGUGAAAGGGCCCAACAAGACGUUCGAGGUGGGGGCCUCGGCUGUGUUGCUGAACAUUCCGCAGUUGCCCCUGCUGCGGCUGCUGCGAGCCAGCUCCCAGGUGGAUGAGGUGAUGUCUCCUCCUGCUGAUCUCUUCGCACCCAGCUCCUAUGCCAUCCUGAAGCUGUAUGUGCACUACGAGGAUGCAUGGUGGAGGAACUACCUGCAGCUCACGGGCGGCGAGUUUAGCAACAUGAUGGGCAGCUUCUCAGCCUGGGAAGCGCCCUAUCAGUUCCCACUGCCCCUGGAGGGCCGCUACUGGGAUGGCGACUUCCGCUGCGAUGGCGCCGACGCGGAGCGGCCCUGCCGAGGUUUCUUGGAAGCGAUCUAUGGUGGGGACGAUGCCAUCAUUGAGUCUUUCCGACCCUUCAUGCUGGCAGACCGUAAUGGGGACCCCAUCGUUGUCUUGGAUCAGCAGAAGGACAAGGAGUUACUGAAGCGCAUCCAUCGCAGCUUGGUGGCUUUCCAUGAGAAGCCCCUACGCAAGGCUGGUAAAUUGGAGCUUGUGAACGCCAGCCUCCCUGACUCCGCGGUGUUGUCCAGUUGGACGGCGGAGGCUGCGGGCUUCGAGGCUGGAUGUCACAACCUCAAGGCCGCGGGUUACGACAUGGAAGACAUCAAGCCUGUCUUCAACAGCAGUGCCAUCCUCAGAACUACACUAUCUGACCGUCUCCAGCGCUCCAAGUUUGUUCGUCCCCUGGGGCCUGAUGUUCGCGUCUUCUUGGCGGAUGAGGCCUUCGGGUGGCCAAGCUGCUGGGCUGAGAGCUCCUUGGUCUUGGCGGAGAUGCCUGGCUUGAACGACCAUGAGGCAUCGACGAUUGGUCCCAAGGCACCCAGUUGUGGUGGAGAUCCCUUUCUGCGCCACAUGCAGGGCACACGUCACCCGAGCCAAGGCGCCAAUUUGGAGGUCAGGAGCUGGUUGUCUGAGUUAGCAGUGCAUCGGCGAAUCAAGGAGAAGUAUGGCCAGUCUGAGUUUAAGAAGAUGCUGAAUCGAACCAAGUUCGGUGUGGAUCCAGAGGACAACAUCUACUCAGAGGAGUGGGGUUUGGGACUGCCGUACUUCGAAGGAAAGCCGGUUCCCCUGAAGGCUGCCAAGGUGCUGAUGGGCUGGUAUCUGGACAUUUCUUGGGACUAUUGGAAUACAUUGGAAUAUAUUGGAAUAUAUUGGAAUAUAUAUAUAUAUAUUGGAAUUCACAUCUGCCAAAAUUUGCCAAGAUCUGUUUUCAACAAUCAUAGUUUUUUAGUUGUUUUCUUUGUAAUUCAACUUGGAAAAAACUCCACUAUCUGUGUCAGGUGA
Messenger RNA from Cladocopium goreaui, 2709 nucleotides. The record is from the annotation of a GenBank genome assembly. NCBI's taxonomy places the organism in Eukaryota, Dinophyceae, Suessiales, Symbiodiniaceae.